This is a messenger RNA of Knipowitschia caucasica, 597 nucleotides long. The record is from the annotation of a GenBank genome assembly. NCBI's taxonomy places the organism in Eukaryota, Metazoa, Chordata, Actinopteri, Gobiiformes, Gobiidae.
AUGCUCACACCUCCUCCUCCCUCACGCUUGGCCCUAACCUCCUCCUCCCUCACGCUUGGCCCUCACCUCCUCCUUCCUCACGCUUGGCCCUCACCUCCUCCUUACUCACGCUUGGCCCUCACCUCCUCCUCCCUCACGCUCGGCCCUAACCUCCUCCUCCCUCACGCUUGGCCCUCACCUCCUCCUCCCUCACCCUCGGCCCUCACCUCCUCCUCCCUCACGCUUGGCCCUCACCUCCUCCUCCCUCACCCUCGGCCCUCACCUCCUCCUCCCUCACGCUCGGCCCUAACCUCCUCCUCCCUCAUGCUCGGCCCUCACCUCCUCCUCCCUCACGCUCGGCCCUCACCGUCUCCUCCCUCACGCUCGGCCCUAACCUCCUCCUCCCUCACGCUUGGCCCUCACCUCCUCCUCCCUCACGCUUGGCCCUCACCUCCUCCUCCCUCACGCUUGGCCCUCACCUCCUCCUUCCUCACGCUCGGCCCUCACCUCCUCCUCCCUCACGCUCGGCCCUCACCUCCUCCUUCCUCACGCUUGGCCCUCACCUCCUCCUUCCUCACGCUUGGUCCUCACCUCCUCCUUACUCACGCUCGGCCCUAA